Molecule: messenger RNA, 1143 nt
Organism: Fusarium fujikuroi IMI 58289
Lineage: Eukaryota; Fungi; Ascomycota; Sordariomycetes; Hypocreales; Nectriaceae
Exons: 2
Coding region: 1-1143 (380 amino acids)
Source: RefSeq, a predicted model, not a curated record
AUGGGCAGAAAACUACCAUGGAAGACUUCCUCGACUGCUUCGGGCCCUGAAAGGAAAACUCCAGUGAAGUUGGACAGUCCACUACCCACACCAUCACGAGCGCCCUGUCCAGGCACAGCCUCAGCUUCCCGUAAGAAACCGCGUCGCGAGCGCGUGAUAGAGGCAGAAGGUAUUCCAGACUCAACACUUUCAUCAAAACCGCAAAGAAACCGACAAUAUCAUGCAGAUGCCACACGCAGUCCUUCAACCUCGCCUCCACCAGAGCCACCUAAAGAAAGAUUCAUGAGACCAGGUCUCGACCACGAUGACAGAUAUCGCAUAGUGGAAGACGAGUUCGUCAACAUGGCUCACCAAUUCACACUUCACAUUCAUACUUCUGAAUACAACCGUUUGAAGAAUUUGGCUAAACACCAAAACGCAGACACAAUCCGUGAAAUUGAAAGGCCUGAAAUCGGCGCGCCAACCCUUCUUACAAGACAUCGCCAGGAGGACGUUCGCCGCAAAGCCAAACAACGCAAGCUCUUAGGUACUGACGCAAAUGAGAAGAAGGACUCCCCUUACGUAGGGUCAAGUCUGCAAGGUCUCAUGGAGAGUCCCAGAAAGGAGCACAAGUGGAUAUCAACAGGUCUAGCUGAUACCGCAGCAACGAGAGCUUCAGCGGGUUUCAAUUCACAGAAGAUUAGUCCGCUACGAUUAAAGCAAGGGUCCAAUUCAUCUUCAGCAAAGAAGAGGCAGAUGCCUUUGGGCGAUGACGAUGAGACUGACGAUGGAAAUGACUUGGAUCUGGCUACGCCUUCGCGCACUGCAGCUACAAAGGCAGCACGGACGACCCAUACAUCCAGUCCAGUAAUGCCACGAUCAACUCCACGGACGGCGUUUAGUACUCCUCGCACACUGAAGUCAGCUAUGAGCACAACUUCGAGGCCGGGCUCUAGCGUUAAGCGACCAACAACAGUACCUGGGGGGAGCGAAGCACGUAAGGUAACCAAAAGCCGAGACAUUGAAGAAGACAUCGAUGACGACGAUCCUUUUGGGAUCAACAAACGAAGACUUCAGCGUCAGAAGUCAAGGGAACAGUUCCGCAGAACCGAAGAGAAAACACCUUCUAAACCAUCACUCGACGAUAUUCCUUCAUUCAUCUGA